Molecule: messenger RNA, 576 nt
Organism: Fusarium pseudograminearum CS3096
Lineage: Eukaryota; Fungi; Ascomycota; Sordariomycetes; Hypocreales; Nectriaceae
Exons: 3
Coding region: 1-576 (191 amino acids)
Biological process (GO): translation; positive regulation of translational fidelity
Cellular component (GO): cytosolic small ribosomal subunit
Molecular function (GO): rRNA binding; structural constituent of ribosome
Source: RefSeq, a predicted model, not a curated record
AUGCCUCCCCGCGCCCACUCCAAGACCUCUCGUGUCCCCCGCCGACCCUUCGAGUCUGCCCGACUUGACUCCGAGCUUAAGCUCGUCGGCGAGUAUGGCCUGCGCAAUAAGCGUGAGGUCUGGCGAGUCGGUCUGACUCUGUCCAAGAUCCGUCGUGCUGCCCGUCAGCUCCUUACCCUCGACGAGAAGGACCCCAAGCGUCUCUUCGAAGGCAAUGCCCUCAUUCGACGUCUCGUCCGUGUCGGUGUUCUCGACGAGUCCCGCAUGAAGCUGGAUUACGUCCUGGCCCUCAAGAUCGAGGAUUUCCUUGAGCGUCGUCUCCAGACCUGUGUCUGGAAGCUCGGUCUCGCCAAGUCUAUCCACCACGCCCGUGUCCUCAUCCGCCAGCGUCACAUCCGAGUCGGAAAGCAGAUCGUCAACGUUCCUUCUUUCAUCGUCCGUCUCGACUCCCAGAAGCACAUCGACUUCGCUCUUACCUCGCCCUUCGGUGGUGGCCGUCCCGGCCGUGUCCGCAGAAAGAAGGCCAAGGCCGCCGAGGGCGGUGAGGGUGGCGAGGACGAGGAGGACGAGGAGUAA